Messenger RNA from Cetraspora pellucida, 209 nucleotides. The record is from the annotation of a GenBank genome assembly. Lineage: Eukaryota; Fungi; Glomeromycota; Glomeromycetes; Diversisporales; Gigasporaceae.
CAAUUACUACUGCAUAUCACAUGCUAGCUGCUAGAAAAUCAAAUUAUGAAAAUAAACAAAAAUAUGAACAUUUUGCAGUCUACGUAGAUCAAAUAUUGGUCUUGUUUAAAUAUGUUUCUCUAAUGGCUUUGGCUAUUAUUGGCUUAUGUAAAGCAAAUGACCUUAGCUUAGUUCUAUAUUUAGAGAUAAUUGACAUAGCGCCGAUUCAA